This is a messenger RNA of Penicillium crustosum, 822 nucleotides long. RefSeq names its product triose-phosphate isomerase. The record is from RefSeq and is a predicted model, not a curated record. NCBI's taxonomy places the organism in Eukaryota, Fungi, Ascomycota, Eurotiomycetes, Eurotiales, Aspergillaceae. Gene Ontology annotation, biological process: glycerol catabolic process; glyceraldehyde-3-phosphate biosynthetic process; gluconeogenesis. Gene Ontology annotation, molecular function: triose-phosphate isomerase activity. The transcript is spliced from 2 exons. Gene Ontology annotation, cellular component: cytosol. The coding region runs from base 1 to 822 and encodes 273 amino acids.
AUGGCGUCUUACCCAAUUCUCCCGGAGAAGCUCCUUCUUAUCUCUCUAAAGAUGUACUUCACCCCAGACCGGACACUCACCUAUCUCCGCGACCUCCUCAACCCAACCAACGAGAUCGUCCACCCGGCAAAUAAAGACAAACUUCUCCUAGCACUAAUCCCCGACUUCCUAACCAUCUGGCCCUGCGCCCAAAUCAUCAAAGAAUACGAAACCAACCUGACCACCACCACCGGAACCCCCAAUUCCACACCCCCUUCCUCCUCGGCGCCCAAGACUGUUUCUGGGAAUCCCAAGGCGCAUACACUGGCGAAGUGCUGCUCAAUCGUCGAACUAGGCCACGCCGAGCGCCGUGCCAUCUUCAACGAAACAGACGACCAAACCGCCCGAAAAGCCGCCGCAACUUGCGCACAGCAUAUGGUUCCACUCGUCUGUAUCGGCGAGGUGACAGCUCCGGGCCCAAUCGCCUCGCAAGCUGUCGGCCAGGCUGUUACGGAGUGCGCGGUGCUGGUGCGCGCUGUUCUAGCUGCUAUCCCUGACGACGCGCCCGUUAUCUUUGCCUACGAGCCUGUUUGGGCUAUUGGACAGCCGAAGCCGGCGGGUGUUGAUCACGUUGCUGCUGUUGUGCAGGGUAUUCGGGCUGUUAUUGGUUCCCGGUCUGGUACGACAAGGGUCUUGUAUGGGGGUAGUGCGGGGCCGGGUCUUUGGGGGACUGGUGGGCUUGGUCGCGCGGUUGAUGGGAUGUUUUUGGGGAGGUUUGCGCAUCAGAUUGAGGGUGUGCGGGAGGUUGUUCGUGAAGUCGAGGAGACGCUGGCUCUGGUGUGA